UUUUAGAAAAAGGUGAUUACCGAUAUUGCACUUAGAAAAUUGGAAAUUCCGUUCAGGGUAAUUUCUAAUCGGAAAGUGGAAAAAUACAUACUGCUUGUAAACAAAGCUGUAUCUAAGGUUGCAGACAAUGUUUAGCGUAAUGGAACAACACUCGCCAGUAGAAACAAUAGACGAUGUUUUGAUCUCAGCACUCGACUCUAACAGUAUCACACCAAUGGUCAAAUAUGAACUGGCUAUGAAAGUUAAACACAAGCGACAGAUAAGCGGAGAAGAAGAAAUUAAAAACCUGUUUGAACCUCCAAAAAAUUAUGAGCUUACACCUGAAGAAAAAACAAAAAUGGAAAAUAGAAAACAGAGGAACAGAGAAUCCGCGGAGAAAGCAAGAGUAAAAAGAAAGCGUAGAGAAGAAGUUUUAGAAGGGGAAUGCAAAACGCUAGAAGAUCAGCAAAGAUCCUUAAACUCUGAUAUAAAAAAGCUUAAAUUGUGUAGAAAAGUGUACAACACUCUGCUUCACAUGCAUGCAGUUGGCGGGACGUGCACCUCAAAUCCAGCAAAUCACCUGCAACAAGUACAACUCACACAGGGAAGUCCUCUAAUGAAUACAUGAUGCUUAACGACUUACUACUAUUCAUCUAUAUAAACUACCAUCCCAGGUAACGAGAAACUCUGUUUUGAAUAAUUCCAUCAAGAACAGAAGAAUGUGUCUGUUGGUACUGUAGAGGACUAUCUCAUAAAAAGACUUUCAAACUUGUUUUCAAAUUUGUUUUUUUUUCAGCGUAAAAUUCACGUUUAACAAUUGAAUUUGUUAUCUGUAAUUAAGGUUUUUCGAACAGGAUCAAGAAGAAAAAGCAUAAACAGGCAGCCGUCUGUUUUAACAGAAAUAACUUUUGAUAUUAUUUCGCCGUUUUAGAAUAUAUCAUUCUGGGUAUUAUUUUCAAAAGUGUACACCAAAAGCUUUUAAUAAGAUUUAAAUUACGUUCUAAAAUAUUGAAAUUCAACCAAUGAAAUGACGUAAUUUUUCAUUACGUGGAACGAGCAAAGAAAUCACCCAAAAUCCUUCAAAUUCUGAACCGGCAAAAUUAGAUAAACCCUCAUGUAUUUCUACCUCUUAUUACAUCACAGUUCUACGUGUAUGUCUUGGAUGAAUGAAUUUGUAAUGUGAUCAUUUUAUUUCAAUAAAGAUCAGUAUGUAAGAUCGUCUUUUAUAUAUGUCUUGUAAUGGAGCCAAAAAUAAAUAUAAAAGUUUUUUAUUCUG
Molecule: messenger RNA, 1255 nt
Organism: Mytilus trossulus (common blue mussel)
Lineage: Eukaryota; Metazoa; Mollusca; Bivalvia; Mytilida; Mytilidae
Product: cyclic AMP-dependent transcription factor ATF-3-like
Exons: 4
Coding region: 128-607 (159 amino acids)
Biological process (GO): regulation of transcription by RNA polymerase II
Cellular component (GO): nucleus
Molecular function (GO): DNA-binding transcription factor activity, RNA polymerase II-specific; RNA polymerase II cis-regulatory region sequence-specific DNA binding
Source: RefSeq, a predicted model, not a curated record